CGGAAAAUGAACCAAAAAUAUUUUCAAAAUACUUCCCCCUUGGGCAAAACGGCCCCUAUCUGCUAAUUUCACAGCGAUUAUUCCAUAUUCUAGCAAUUAACCAUGGAGUUGGGAAGAAGUAGAUUGCGGAGAAACGGUUUAAAUGCGCUCGAAAAUGCUCUACACCCAAAGCAUGGCUUGGCAUGGACAGAUGGGAAAGCGGUCUUCCUAACACCAGUUAUAAAGAACAUCGAGAAAGGAGCUGACACAGACAAACACAUCAAGCUAGGAGAAUUUGAUCACGUGGAGGGCUUGUACUGGAGUCAUGACCUCGGUUCCUCUUGUUUCCUCUGCGUCGUGGAGCAGAAGACUGUCUCCCUGUGGUGGGUCGAGGGCAGUCUGCCGAACCUCGUUUUCAAACAGACAAGGAAGAUCAAUGCGAUAGCUUUACCGCAAGGUGUCUUAUGGAACCCUUAUUCCGAUGUUCUCUGCAUCCUGACCAAAAAGCAGUGUUCGUUUUACUACCAGCACUUAAUCACCAGGGAGAGCUUUGCUUUCCCAUCAGUUGAUAGUGGUAAGAUAACAUGUGGUACCUGGUCACGAGACGGACAGAGGCUAUUCAUUGGAUUAGGGUCCAUUGUGAUGGUUUAUAGUUGGGAAAACCUUGACAACAGUAUCACAGAUUAUUCCGUGACUGCCUGGAGAGUGCCUGAGCUGGAUGGUCAGAUAUGUGCGAUGAAGUCUUUGAAUGAUACAUGGGUGAUGUGUUCCGCUGAGUUACCCCUGGAGGCCCUUUGUAAGCAGAAGGCAGAUAUGUUCGAAGUGCCUUCAAUAACCGCCAGCAAAGAGACUGACAUCCACAAUAACAACAUGACAGAGAGUUCUGACGUCCUCACCCCAAAACUUGAGGCAAGUCCGUCCAUGACAGAAAGUCUUCUCAAUCUCCAGAGAACCGAACAGGGGCAGAUAAGAGAUUAUUCGCAGCUGAUAGUCUUCACUGUUGAGUCAAGUGCAGAACAUCCGUCCAUAGUCUGCAGGACCAACAUUCAGGGUAUACUAGUGCCAGAUAUUUUGUAUUUUCAUAGGGAUUCCUUCCAUGCCAUUGUGGGCAGUAACAACCAGAGUAAGGUGCAUGUUUAUAAUGUGGGUGAGGUGUUUAAAGAGGUCACAAAGAUAGAAGAACUGGACGUUCCGUCUGAUGAACUUGUCAAAGGCAUAUCAUCGCAUUACAUCAAGUCAGCCGCCUUCAUUAUUUUACUGACGGGCACAGUAGUGACGCCAUCCGACCCAGCAUUCAUCUCACCAUCAUUACAGAAAGACUAUGACCUUCAGCUAAGGAUUUUCCCAUUCCCAGGUUCAGUUGGACAGGCUGUUCCACGCUCUGGUUCCAUUGACUCUAUUGCUGCCCGGAGGAUGAACUUACCCAACCUGAGGACCGACGCCAGUAAGGCAAAACAGGACAAAAAAUUGAAACACAAGGAUAAGUCACUGAAAAGAAAUGAUGCGCAAGGCAGAUUUUUAGGACUUUUUCAGAAAUCACCAAAAGGGCCGAAGAUAAUUGACUUGAGUAAAAACCAAGUGGAGGACCAAGACUUGGAAGUUGAGACAGUCAAAUUUGAUGACGUUUCUGCUAAGUUUUCUGAAACGAUAAAAUUCAGUUACGAGAAUUUGACUGAGGAGGAAUUCAAAUCGGCUGUGAAGACACUACCUGAUUCGUCUAGUGAAGAGAACAUAACGAUUCUGAAAGGUGAUAAUGGCCAGACAGGUAGCCCGGGCUUGGAUGGUGAUGGUAAUGACCGGCAGGUGAUGGCCAAACAUGAUGGUCUUGGGCGUAUAACUAGCGAGAGUCGAAAGUCCAGUGGAAGCUUGCCCUUGUUGCCGAUUGUCACCGUAGCGGAUGAGUUAACCGGACAUGCCGUCCUGAGGUCGACGACGAGCGGAAUGAGCUCCCCUAGGACACCCAGGAUACGCCUGGGUAUCAAUAGCCUGAGGUCUGGAAGCAGGUCGCAGUCCGUCCCCAGCAUGCUUGAUAGUGACAUAGAGAUUCCAGCUCCCGAUAUCAUCUCGACAGGUGAUGGCAAAGGGCCUGAGCUUUCCCCUGAUGUAUUCCUACCCAAUAACAGUGAACCAGACGAUGAGCCUGAUGGUGGAAUGAUGGCAAAGAUGAGUCCAGAUUAUUGCCGCCUUGAGAAUCAUGGUCACCAUGGUAGCGAACAUCAUCACCAUGGUCAUCAUGGUCACCAUAGCAACAAGCAUCACCACGGUAACCCAAGCCAUGAUGAGUGGGAGGAUAUUGAGAGGCAGGUCAAGGAACAAGGGGCGCUCCUGUCAGACCUUCAUUCCAAGAUCGAAUCUGUUCUCAAGUGUGCAGCUGAUACUUCCUGUGUGCCAUUAUCAGGUUACCAAGCCUUGGAGGAGCCAGAAUUGGUCAAGUUUAACUACAUGUAUCAUGAUGGGGAUGAGAGUUGUGAGAAGACAUUCCUAUUGGAUCGUAGGCGCGUGAAGUUGGAUAUCGUACUUCAGGCCUUUGGAUUAACUUCUCUUGAAAUAGCAAUGGGUGCGACUGCUGUGCUAGUUGGUGCCAAUGUAGAUGGAUACAUCCCAAUCAGAUUCACUCCAGGUUCCACGGUCCAGAUAUCAGGCCAGAAGAAAGUUGACCUGAAACCAGACACCAACUGUUAGAUUGAAAGACUUUUGAUAGACUUACCUUAAUUGUCUCUGAGACAGCCCUGUGCUUAUACAAGGUGUAUACUAUACAGAGUAGCUAUUCUAGUAAAUCAGGUCGGAUUAUCAAACCCGAAUUUGUAUCAAAUCAAUGAAAUUUAGAAGUGUAACAUUUAUGUAUGCUUGUUCAUAGGGACUAAUACAGGUGAUAUUUUUUGGAAAGUAAUGACAAUUCAGCAUUGGUAGUUUCAAUAUCCCCACGACAAUUUAUCAUUGGAUGCUGAGUGCAGUAUUUUUAGGGCAGUAAAAAUGGAAAGGCCGGGUCUAUUUGGCAAGCCGCUCGCCGAACAGGCAUCUUUUUUUGUCCUGUUUGGAGAGCCGCUUGCCAAACAGCACUAAAAAGCAACCCUGUUCGGCCAGCCGGGCUUGCCAAACAGGUAAAAAAUCUACCCUGUUUGGCGAGCUGGAGACUUUACUUUAAUAUUAAUGAGUUCGGCUCUCCAUUCUGGACAAGAAAAAGUCGCUGUUUGGUAAGCCGGGCUUGCCAAAUAGUCACUUCCAAAUGGAAAUGCGUUUGUUUUUGAUAGUGAUGUACUGAGUAUAUACAUGUACAAUGUGCUUUUGUUUUGUGUAAGAAGUUCCUGUCUUAUGGAGUUGUUACGGCCGAAAUGGUGCUAUGUGUACUUGCUGCUUGACAUUGUUAUCAACAGAAUUUUGAAUGCAUUCCUGUCUUCCAAAUCAAAUCUUAUUCUGCUUUUACGUUCUUUCUGCGUGAGUAAGUGUUAUAAUGGUGAAUAGUAACCUUAUUUUGUAUCACUUUUCUUUCAAAAUAUGUGCUGUAGUGUUUUAUUACCUACCGUACAUGUACAUGUAAGUUGUAAACAAGUUGUUGUUAUGUUUUGUAUUGUUUUUUCAUCAUCAUCAUCAUCAUCAUCAUCGGUUUUAGAGCCGCAUGGCCGAAUUGACCUUCCUUGGGCUCAUCGUGUGUAACAAAAUAUAACAAUCACAUGCACUUUAAAGGGUACUCGUGUCAAAUUUCACCAUAUAAUGUUUUAGCUGUUUUUGACAAAGGACUACGUCACUUUCUCAUAAAUCGGUAAGGUUUUCGAAUCAAAAUGCACAUUUUCUAGAAAUUGAUGGUUUAAUCCCGCCCGGACGGCUCGCUUCGAUGCCGUUUUCGUUGAUGACAUCACAACAUGAACAUUUUUACGGUCGCGGUGGUUUACAUUCAGCGAUUUUAUAAUAAAUCUAAUCAGAAAUGGAAAAUUUGAGCUUUACGUUUGUGAUCAACAAUUAAAAACGGACGUAUUUCGCAAAGUUGCAAAUCACAUCAUAGUAUCUCUUUAAUGGGUGCAGAUGGGAAUUCAUAACUUCCUUGAUAUGUUGGUGUGUCCUGACGUCUUGACGUCCCCACCCUGUUGGUGUGGCGUCAGAUGUCCCUUGUGACGUCAUCCGUGGUGAUGGUGAUGCCCCGGUCUUGACUAAUGUGGCAGUCGAGGGAAAUUCCGGGAAUGUAGGUUGUGCGUUGAGUGCGUCUGCCACCAUGUUGAUGUUAGGACUCAAUAUCAAGGACAACACGUCCUGGUAACCAUGCUCAUACUCCUUUGGCAAUGCUAUCAAUUGUUUUGGAAAUAAUGCUGGACACCAAUACUAAUUGAUGGUUCAUUAGUAUGAAUUUUCAGUUCCGAUCAUGCAAGUGCUGAAUUCUUUUCAGCAGUAGGUAUAAUUUAGUAAAAUUUGCUAUAAAUGGUGCUUGUAGGGUUAGAAAUACUUAAAAUUGUGUAGUAGUUUGUGUAAACUUGAGACCAAUCAUAAGCUUAUAUAUGUAUCUUGAAAUUGAAUGAAUAAGUUGUCUUCCAGAGUUUUAUAACCUGUUGGAAACAUUGGCAAGAUUAUCAAAACUAAAGUAGGGUAUAAUUAGACAGCAGAUAAGACGGGUAAUGUAGAAUCACAAAAAGUGUCUUAAAGUGUCUUCCAGGGUUUUGCUAAACAGGGUGAUUUUUUGAAAAUUUUC
Molecule: messenger RNA, 4657 nt
Organism: Lineus longissimus
Lineage: Eukaryota; Metazoa; Nemertea; Pilidiophora; Heteronemertea; Lineidae
Exons: 16
Coding region: 103-2661 (852 amino acids)
Molecular function (GO): kinase binding
Source: RefSeq, a predicted model, not a curated record